Molecule: messenger RNA, 2439 nt
Organism: Anopheles funestus (African malaria mosquito)
Lineage: Eukaryota; Metazoa; Arthropoda; Insecta; Diptera; Culicidae
Exons: 3
Coding region: 505-1050 (181 amino acids)
Source: RefSeq, a predicted model, not a curated record
ACUAAAUUGUGCCAGGAUGUUUGUUUACAUGUCUGACAGUUUGACAGCUGAUGCUUUUCGGGUUGCGUGAAAUAAGCUCACGAUUGACACAUAAAGUUGUCGAUGUUUUAUUUUUCCAUUGACAUUAAUAUUUGCACACAAUUAUUAAAAAAAAACCUUUUUGUGGUAUAAUUUUUAUUUCUUUAUUUCAUUCCUGUGCUAGAAUGAUUAGAAAAAAAUUAGAAAAUUGUUUAAAUAACCUGGAAGAUUCAGAAAAUAUUUGUACUAGCGAUCAAUGAUUUGCAGAAGGAUCGACCUUUUGGUAGCCACUUUUUUGUUUGCAUCACUGUACGCUAUUCGCUAUUGGUUAACACGGAUAAUCGAGAAAACAUAAGUAAGAGAUGAUUUUCGCAUCAUUUUCGUGUGUUGCGUGUUGUCAGUUUUGUGCCGCCAACAUUCCUAGUAAAGUGCUGAACAAAAUCGGGCAAAUUUAUAGUGUGGAGAAAAAAAAAUACAUAAAGCAGCAUGUUUUCAGAUUUGCUACGGAUUCAACAGCAGCUUGAAAUGAUGGUAGAAUAUUUCAAAGUGGUAUUAUACAUGAAUAAAAUUGAAGACGAGGAUCCGCUUCGCAUUGAACAUGAACCACGCGCUAAUUCGGACGCCGUAGGAAUCGCGCAGGCAAGGAAAUUGAUAGCGGCAUUUAACGACGAUAUUAAACGGCUCGAUGAAUAUAUCGAGGACGAACUGUUGGACCAGCACGAGCGGCCACUUUCCGAGAUAUUUCUUCCUUCAUUGGAGCCCAUCGCUUUCUUUGAGGAGGUAUCGUUAUAUGGAAAUAAAGUGGGAUCCAUUCUGCCUGGUCCAGAGACGGGUGAUGAAAUCAUUCACGUUGGCCUGCUGGAUGCACAUAAUUGCGACGAUGUUCAGCAGCUAACAGACGAAUUGUACAAAGUGCAGAAACACGUCGUGAUCUGUGUGUUCCGUAAGAAGAAUCAAGGAGACUAUGUGCUUUGUGAGGUGCAAACCGACGAAAACUAUAACACUGAUUUUCACAUUUUCCCCACUAUUUAGACCUGUGUGGGUAUGAAAUUGUAAUACACCUUUCUGAACUCCAUAAAGAGUUAAUAAAGAGCGGCGUUAUUCGUACACUUCUUACUGCUGCAAAUGAACAUAUGAUUGUACGGAAUUCUCAUACGGGAGAACACAGUAGCGGAUUAACUUAUUGUCGGAUUUGGUGGCGCCUAGACUGUGCCUACAAAGAGGCACUAGUUCCGAGCGGAUCGUCUUCCUGCUAAUUCCUUCCUUCCGACCUUGAGCUGGACAUAGCAAAGAGGUCCGUUUUCCUAGUAAAAAGUGAAGCUUCAGACUCCUCCACUAACGCUCGCACCCACCUCCCUCCAGUCGGUCAUUUCUCCAUGGUCUACACUACGCUAGCGUAAAAAUAAAUUUGAGUUCCCCUUUAAAAAAUUGUUGAACAUUUUCCAACUAAUUUUUAUUUUUGGAGGAUUGCUAAUUUAGAUUCAUUUUUCUUGGUAAAGUAAAGGUUAGUUAUCGAGUUGUCUCCGUCUAGCACUAUCCCACAAGGCAGACCGCCAGCCGCUAGUGUGGAAAGGCAGACAGCUUUUUCCAUCUCGCAUUAACUCAAUCAAUCAUUUCGCACUUACCAACACAGACGAAGUACAUGCUCCUGUACCUUACUCUACCAAUAAAUCAUUCUGAUCAGUGCCUGUACGAUCAGUUUUCAGUUAUAUUAAAGCAGUGCAAUUUGCAUAACAUAGUUUUGUGUCUUUUUGAUAAUCCAAAAUACUUCCUGUAAUUGCAAUUUUCCAUGCCGUAAAUGUGUGGUGUGAAGUUUUUUUUAUGUGCAUAACCUCAAAAAGUGCUCGCUGUCGGUACUUGUAGUUGUGUGGACAGCACUUUGACUUACAGUAAGCAUUUAUAUUUGUAUUGGUGUCAAAAAGGGAUUCCAUUUUUUUAAAGAUUUUAUCCGGAGCUGUCGUCAAGCUGUACAUAAAAUUCAUGAAUUUUGUUGUUGGUUAUCUUUUUACGAGGCUUUUUUUAAUAUUCUUCUCUCGUUGAUUACAGGAAAGUUGAUAAAAUUUAGAAGGAAAACAAAGACAAAUAAUCCUCAAUUUUCUAAUUAGCCUUUGAUCUCUACGGUCUAGAAAGUAGUGAUGGGCAAAUUAUAAAUUUUGCAGAAGUCGGAUUGGUCCAACUCCGUCGCCCGCUCGGAGAGUCGAAGUCGGAAUGACUCCGGCAGAAGUGACCGGGGGGAGAGGGGAGGGUUGGAUCGAGUCCUGUAAAAUUAACAAUUCACCCAUGGACAGUGGCAGAUCAAACUUGUCGGAGGCCCUAAGCGGAAUGGUAAUUGGGGCCCCAAAAGUAUGGCCGCAAUGUCGAUAAAUUGGAUUUUGAAAAAAGUGACCGGGGAAUUAAGUGUUUUCAAAAGUGCUGACCGGG